Messenger RNA from Phragmites australis (common reed), 939 nucleotides. RefSeq lists its product as uncharacterized. The transcript has 3 exons. NCBI's taxonomy places the organism in Eukaryota, Viridiplantae, Streptophyta, Magnoliopsida, Poales, Poaceae. Bases 1 to 792 code for a protein of 263 amino acids. The record is from RefSeq and is a predicted model, not a curated record.
AUGGCCAUAGAAGGUGAGGGAGGGAUGGAUCGAGGCAAGGGUGCCAUCGGCGCAUCAUCCACCAGUGGCGCUGCUGGUAGGAGCACGGCAACAGACGACGCUGUUGAGGUGGUCACUCAAGGAGAUAGGAGACGGGUGAAAUUAACAGGAACCAUUGAGAACCCUUGGAGCCAUGGUGAGCCUCUUGGGAAUGGCUUUAGCUACAAUUAUUGCCCUGCUCGCAUUAAGGGUGGAGGUGUGAGCCGUCUCAAGGAGCAUUUGGGUGGAUUGUCUGGUAAUGUGGCGGCCUGCAAAAAUGUGCCACUUAAUGUUAAGGCAUUAAUGACGGAUGAAGUGGCAAUCCGGAGAGUAAGGAGGAAACGAAACAAGGACCUUCGUCUCUAUGUUGAAAAGGAGGUUAUGCAAGCAAACAGAGAUUUUGGGACUUUUGGCAGGACAAGAAUUCCUCCUGAUGAAGCUGGGCAGAUUGAGAUGGCGGUGAGAGAGUCAUUGAGGGAACAUGCCAACACUUUGCCUUUUGGUAAGACUACUGGAAGUAGGUCUGCUAGUUGUUCAGCUAAUCAACAAAGUACACUUGACAGGUUCUAUCGAAGUCAAAGUGUUUCACAAGCUCCCUUUGACAUAGAUUUGGCACACAGCAGGGCACAAGCACAGCCUCGAGUGGACAUUAUGCUCAUGGGGGAUGGCAAAGAGAAGCUUGGGAAAGCUUUGGCCAAGUGGUUUCAUGCCAAUGAUAUUCCGGGACGGAAAGCAGACUGUCCAUACUUUCAAUCAGCUAUUAAAUUAGCCUAACAACUUGGAGAAGGAGUGCACAUUCCUAAUGGAAGAGAAAUAGAUGGCCCAUUUCUGGAUAUGAACUAUGAAGACAUGGAGGCUCACAUGGCUGAAUUCAAGGAUGAAUGGGAUGACUAUGGAGUUACCAUCAUGUGUGAUUCAUGG